AUGUCGAGUUUCCUCUUCAUCAGCUGCCUCCUACUUGUCUGUUGGUUGACCGCAGAAAUUUUCAUCCGUUCACCAACUACUUCCAGUUCCUCAGUCAAUGAAAUUCUAAAGAAACCCUUCGACUUCGAUGAACAACUAUCGAAAAUCAAUUCAACCUGUCUGCCACUUCGAGAACUUCGAGAACUAACGGCCGACCUUGUUGCGGGCUCAACAGCUGAACGUUACAACAGAAAAUUGCUUUCAUUUGCCCAGCGAUCCAUUGGCUUCAGAGAAAUGCGUACAGUUCUCGGAUUCCCACCAAUAGCUCAAUGGACAAAAUAUUGGAAUCCGAGUGAAGAAGAGGUCAAAGCUGCUCCGACAGUUGAAAAGUAUUAUGAACUAAGAGAGGCUAUCAAUAUGGAUCGCCGUUGGGAUAGUCAAUAUUUUUUCGAGAAACAACUUCAAUCGGGAAUGGAUUUUCUGGACAAAUGGGUGCCUGCUGUACGAAAUAUUUAUCGGCGAAAAUUUGAAGAGAUUCGAGGUCGUCCUGAAGCGAAAUUGGUUUUGGAUAGAGAAGAAAUUGAUUAUAUGUUCGGAGAAUAUAAAACAAUCAAGUUGAGUGUACAGAAAGCUAUCCGGAAGAUGUUUGAAAUAAAGGAGGAAUGUCGGCACGUCGUCGGGAAGAAACUCAAGAAGAAUGAAGAAAAGGAGAAUCAGAACUCAAAGUUUGAUGUAAAUGAUGUUUGA
Molecule: messenger RNA, 726 nt
Organism: Caenorhabditis remanei
Lineage: Eukaryota; Metazoa; Nematoda; Chromadorea; Rhabditida; Rhabditidae
Exons: 2
Coding region: 1-726 (241 amino acids)
Source: RefSeq, a predicted model, not a curated record